Messenger RNA from Argiope bruennichi, 2405 nucleotides. Its product is annotated as zinc finger protein OZF-like. The transcript has a single exon. The record is from RefSeq and is a predicted model, not a curated record. Bases 204 to 1694 code for a protein of 496 amino acids. NCBI's taxonomy places the organism in Eukaryota, Metazoa, Arthropoda, Arachnida, Araneae, Araneidae.
UCAAAGUACAACUGAACUGAACUGAGUCACCCGGCUGGCGCUGCUAUGUCUUUGUUGAUAGUUCUGCUUGAGAAACAAAAUUUCUUGAUUGGACCUUUUAUUUAUUUGUGAUGUGAAGGAAUUUACUUCAUAAAUGCAGUUUCAGUAAUUCUCAUCUCUGAUUUUUCUAUUUCAUAAAUAAAUGAUGUAUUAAUGCCCGAGAAAUGUCUGAUAAAGAAUUUUCUGAGAUAUCUCAACCAGAAGCGGGCAAUUUGGAAAAACCCUGUUUAUAUGAUGUAAGUGUUGGAGGAUUUUAUUUAAAGAAUAAUUUAAGACUUUCUAAUGCUAGUAAAAAAAGAAAGAAUUAUGAAUGUGAAGUGUGUGGUAAAAUGGUUUCCCAGAAGAGUGUUUUAAAAGAACAUUUAAAUACGCAUACAAAGGAAAGGCCGCACGUAUGUGAGGAGUGCGGUAAAACAUUUGGUUGGAAGACUGCUUUAAAAUAUCACGCAUUUACUCAUACAAAAAUUAGACCUUAUGCAUGCGAACUGUGUGAAAAGGCUUUCCCUCGGAGGUAUAGCUUGGAAAAUCAUUUACUUUCCCAUACCAAAGAAAAACUUCAUAUAUGUAACGUGUGUGGUAAAGAACUUUCUCGGAAAGAUGUUUUAAGAAGGCACUUACGCAUUCAUAUGAAUGAACAACCCGAUAAAUCUGAAGUGAGUGACAAUGGAUUUCCACUUGAGAGUACUUCAAAGCAUUUAAAUACUUGCAAACAGGAAAAAGACAGUACAUAUGAAACAUGCGAUAGAGAGUUUUCAGAUCAAAUUAAUUUAAAUCGACAAUUGCAAAGUCAUUCAGAUACUAAAUCCUAUGUAUGUAAAGUAUGCAAUAAAGCAUUUUCUAAGAGAAAUGCCUUGUCAAGUCAUUUACUUAUUCAUUCUGAUGGAAUGAUCUAUGCAUGUAAAGAAUGUGGUAAAGAAUUUGCAUGUAAAAAUUAUUUGAAACGGCAUUUAGUAAUCCAUGAAGACAAGAAAGCCUAUCAAUGUCUAAUAUGUAAUAAAGCAUUUUCCCGUAAACUUAAUUUAAAAGUACAUUUGGUGGUUCAUACAGAUGAAAGGCCUUACACAUGUGAUGUGUGUGGCAGAGGAUUUACUCAGAAAAGUAGUUUAAAUACUCAUGUGCGUCUUCAUACGAAAGAAAAGCCACAUUUGUGUGGGGUAUGUGGUAAGAGAUUUACUCAGAAAAGUGGUUUAAAUACUCAUGUGCGUCUUCAUACGAAAGAAAAGCCACAUUUGUGUGGAGUAUGUGGUAAGAGAUAUACUCAGAAAAGUAGUUUAAAUACUCAUGUGUGUCUUCAUACGAAAGAAAAGCCACAUUUGUGUGGAGUAUGUGGUAAGAGAUUUACUCAGAAAAGUAAUUUAAAUUCACAUCUACUUCUUCAUGAUAAGCAAAAGCAGUAUCUGUGUGAAAUAUGUGGUAAAACAUUUUCUCAGAAAACUAAUUUUAAUUCCCAUUUGUUGACCCAUACAAAAGUAAAACCUCAUGCUUGUGUGGUGUGUGGUAAACAAUUUUCUCAGAUGCAUGUUUUGAAAGUGCAUUUGUUUACUCAUACAAAGGAAAAGCCCCAUACAUGUGAAGUGUGUAAUAAAGGAUUUUCUCAUAAAAGUAAUUUAAAAGUACAUUUACGUACUCACAUGAAAAAAAAGUUUUCUAAGUAAGAAAACUGUUAAACAUUAUCUUUUGAAAGCAUUUAGAUAUAUAUUUAACUUUCUAUUCAAAGGCAUGUGAAAGCUUAACAUGGUUGAGAAUUUUGUACUUUAUAAAAUUUAUAUAUUCUUUGCGAUACCAGAAAAAGUCUUGAAUCUGUGAAUUUUUUUAAAAGGAAAUUAAAAAAUCCUAUUUAUUUAUUUACACAUAAGUUCAGUGUGAUAGAAAAAUUAUCAUGUAUUGAAGAAACACAAGAUAACUUUCAACUUUUCAGACAAAUGUAUUUAUGUUCGUCAGAGCUUAUCAAACUGUGGAUCAUGAUCCCACUUGGAUGUGUGUAAAACCAUGUUGUUAAAAACUUUUCUUAAUGCUACUUUAAUACUUCUGUGAAUGUUAAUUUAAAAUAUAUAUUAGACAUUGUUUUUAUUUCUUAUAUAAAACAGCUGGCAGUACUUAGUAUUUGAUUAAAUAUUAUGAUCUGAGAAUAAUUAUUUUGAAAAGAUAAAUGUAAUAUAAGAGUCAUUGAAAGGAUUUUUAAGACAUUUUCUGAGGACUUGAAAAUAUAAAAGGCAUUGCCAUUGGAGGAGAUUGCUUUGAAAUAAUAAAUAUUGACCAAUUCCUUCAAAUCAAUUGAAGGAAUUAAUUAAUUAAUACCUUUUAUUUUACAAGAGCCUUCCCAAUACUUAAUAAUGUUUAGUUUUUGUGAGUAAAAAUAGUAAAGA